Messenger RNA from Maniola jurtina (meadow brown), 984 nucleotides. RefSeq names its product mitochondrial inner membrane protease subunit 2. Gene Ontology annotation, molecular function: serine-type endopeptidase activity. The record is from RefSeq and is a predicted model, not a curated record. The transcript has a single exon. Gene Ontology annotation, biological process: mitochondrial respiratory chain complex assembly. Lineage: Eukaryota; Metazoa; Arthropoda; Insecta; Lepidoptera; Nymphalidae. Bases 191 to 685 code for a protein of 164 amino acids. Gene Ontology annotation, cellular component: mitochondrial inner membrane peptidase complex; membrane.
UCUUUGCUGUCAACUGUGGCUGUCAAUGUCAUUGACCUCUCGCUGAAAAUCAUGAAAAUCGAAUUCGAAAACAUUUUAUGUGAAAAAAAUUAAAUUAGUUAAUUAUGCUUACUAAAUGAACUAUAAAACACUGAAAUAAACCGACUAUGUCUUUGAUUUUUGUUGGUCAAAAUUGCACGCCGGCUUAUUAAUGUGGCUUAAAAGCUUUUUCAAAUCAGUGCUCUUCGGUAUACCAGUUGGGAUAACCUUUCUGGACACUGUGGGUUAUGUUGCCAGGGUGGAAGGGAUUUCUAUGCAGCCUGUGCUUAAUCCCGAAUCAAAAAAUACUGACUACGUGUUUCUAUCGCGUUGGGCGGUGAGCGACUACGAAGUGAACCGUGGUGAUAUAAUAUCGUUAGUAUCGCCGAAGGAUCCCAAUCAAAAGAUUAUUAAGAGGGUUAUAGCCUUAGCAGGUGAUGUCGUAAAUACGCUCGGCUACCAAAAUCAAUAUGUGAAAGUACCGGAAGGACAUUGUUGGGUCGAAGGCGAUCAUACUGGCCACACACUGGAUAGCAAUACAUUUGGUCCGGUAUCUUUAGGUCUAGUUAAUGCAAAAGCUGUAUGCAUUGUGUGGCCACCAGCCAGGUGGCAGAGUUUAGAAGCAAAACUGCCAGAAAAUAGAAAACCUCUUAGUGUAUCAAUAUAAUAAUGUAAAAAUUUAUGAAAAGUUGUGUUAAAAUUUAUACAUGUAAAUAAAAAAGCAAAAUGAUAAUUAAGUUUAAAUUUUUUGUGUACAUGUUAAGUGUUACUAAUUAAGUAGAUAAAAACUUAUUUUCUUAAACAAUAGAUGAACUUGUGUAAAUAGUAAGGCAAUUGUGGUAAAUUACGCUAUUGCUUUUUUUCAAAUCUCAUUUAACUAUUUAUCUGUGUUAUUUUUAUGUCCUUACAGUAAAAACAUUUUACUAUUAUUUACAAUUAUGUAUGAAUAAAACUUUGUUAAAGAUG